Molecule: messenger RNA, 1722 nt
Organism: Meloidogyne enterolobii
Lineage: Eukaryota; Metazoa; Nematoda; Chromadorea; Rhabditida; Meloidogynidae
Source: the annotation of a GenBank genome assembly
UGGGGGUGGUGUUUUUUGUGGCGUUUUGUCGGUCGGCAUUUUGGACAUACUGUUAUUUUUGACGGUUAUUGUCUUAGUGAUUUGUCGUUUGGUAUUUUGUCUUUGGGCGUUAUGUCCAGUCGGUGUUAUGUCGGGAGUUUCUGACAUUCUAGACAGACUAUAUUUUGUCCUCUGGUAUUUUGGGCAUUAGAUGUUUUGUCCUAUCGUCGUUUUGUCGUUAGGAUUUAUAGAGUGGUCUAAUCCUCGAAAAGGAUAAGGAAAUUUAUCUUCUCCUAAUCAUUCAUGACAUGAUAAUUUAAUUUUAAAUUUAUAAAGAUUUGCAUGAGGCCAAGAGAACAUGAGAAUACUACAGAACACGAUCACAAUCAAAUCAGCAAUUUAACAACUAAUUCUUUGUUGAAUAAAACAAUAGAAAAUUCUGAUGAAGCCUGGCUAACUAGAGAAUUUACUAAUUAUGAAAAGAGCCAAUCAAUGGCCUUGGUAGCUAUUGGAGCUUUAAUUACAAAUAUUCCAAUUGUUACACUUAUUAAUUGGUAUGGACCUAGAUAUUUAUUCACCGCUGUUGGAUUCUUUGGUGCAGUUGCUACAGCUUUAAUUCCUUAUUGUAUGAAAAUGGGGUGGAAUUGGUUUUUACUUGCCAGAGCUUUGCAAGGAAUGGCUUUUGCUGGUGAUAUGGCAACCUUUGGACAUUUUGUUACUUAUUGGACUUAUCAUAAACAAUAUGCAUUUUUUACUGCUACAUUAUGUGUCUACGUCCAAUUAGCCCCAGUAUUCACCAACCCCGUCUCCGGAAUCUUAUGUGAAUCUUCUUGGCGUUGGCCUGGCGUUUAUUACUUCCAUGCAAUUGUUUCUGUUAUUUUAUUUUUGUGUUUCUACUUAUUUUAUCGAAACGAUCCAAACAAGCACCCUUAUGUUAAUGAAUUGGAAAAAAAUAAAAUUGCGAGGGGAAGGGAUUCUCAAGAUUCUCAAGCACAAAAAUAUGUUCCAUAUUUAGAAAUUCUUCGUUCGCCUGCUGCUUGGGCAGUGUUUAUUGGAGGGAUUGGGAAUUUUACUGGAAUUAAUCUUCUUUAUCAGUUUACGCCUACUUAUCUUUACAAGGUUCAAGGCUUCCAAGUAGUCAAAACAGGCUUUAUGGCUGCCUUACCCCCUCUAGGCCAGGCCUGUAUGAAAGAACUAGCCGGACUAAUUAACGACAGAAUCCCUCAAAGUUUAAUGGGGGAAACAACAAAAACCAAAGUUUUCAAUUCAAUCGCUUUUUGUUCAAUGGCUUUUAUUCUCGUUAUCGCUUCCUUUGUGCCUCCAGGGCAUGGAAAUUUGGCUUUGUUUCUUUUAACAGCCUCGGCUUUUUCGCUCGGAUUUAAUAUUGGAGGGUUCUACAAAAGUGGUUCAAUGAUUGCUGGGCCAUAUUCUCCUUUCGUUAUGGGGCAAAUAUCGACUGCAAUGACUGUUACAAUGCUAAUGGUCCCCUUAAUUGUCAACCCAUUAACUCCAAACAAUACUCGACAAGAAUGGGCAUUAGCAUUUUAUGUGCUUGGGGGUAUAAUGGUUUUGUGUAAUAUAUUUUAUUGUUUCUUUGCGAGUGCCGAAUUACAGCCUUGGGCUACCCCCCAGCAUUUCCGUGAACGCAUGCGCAUUAAAGGAAUAAAAAUGAAAGUGCAUGCUAAUGGAAAUGAACAAACUAAAUCUGAAAUGCCAUCAAAUUUGCCUGUUAUAGCUGCCUGA